Bacidia gigantensis is the source of this 1065-nucleotide messenger RNA. RefSeq lists its product as uncharacterized. Lineage: Eukaryota; Fungi; Ascomycota; Lecanoromycetes; Lecanorales; Ramalinaceae. The coding region runs from base 1 to 1065 and encodes 354 amino acids. The record is from RefSeq and is a predicted model, not a curated record. The transcript is spliced from 4 exons.
AUGGCUCCCACAUUGUUUGCGCGUGAUGACUCCGGAGCUAAGCACUGGAAUGGUUCAUGGAAACAUGACCUGCCUAUUGACGGUUAUGUGUUGGAGUCAUGGAGCCAGGGUUUCCUCGUCGGUGCUCUGGUCAUGAUGAUCGGUAUAACGAUCGCGAACAUGACAAAGGUCCUUCUUCACAAACUCAUUCUUGUCGAACUCAUGCUUGCCAUCUUUCAUGGAACCUUCUGUUUCAUGAAUUUCGCGGGAUAUGGAUGGUAUCUAUCCUCGACUGCAACGUUGCUCUACUCUUCGCUUUACUUGCACGACAUCAUCGCAUGGAUUAAGAUUAAGCCUUUUCUCUCGCCAAAAUAUAGCAUGGCAUUCAUCAUCUCAUUCCUGCUCACCACCCCUUACUGGAUUCUGGAAACUUACAGCAACUUUGCGUUUUUCAAUAAUGAGCAUCCUCUGUUCCUAAAAACGCGUCCACUUGAGAUACUCUUCCGUUUACGUAGCGAUCCCUGGUGGGUCUUCACCGCCAUCAAUCUUCUCUACAAUAUCAAAAAGCGAUACAACUUUGGCUUCGUGCAACUCUUCAAACUCAGCCCACGUUUCGCAGUGGUCCUUGCCUCUAUGUUCAUAUCGAUCGUGUUUUGCGUUGUAGAUGUCCUAUACGCUACUAUAGGUUUUGGCGCUAUCGUCGGCAUCAAUCCAUACUGGAAGUUCUCGCUCGUAUUCAAAUGCUUCUGCGACAUUAUCAUCCUUGACGACUUCCGAUCAGCCUUGGAAAAGAUACGACAUGCAGCAAUGCGUCGCGCCAGCGAGGACCAGACUCAGAUGGCCUACAUUAGUGGUGGUCAGAAGCCAUAUCGUGGGAAACGCAGCAUGUCAAACCCCCUCGGGAACCACGUCAGCAUCAAGAGCGCGGCCAACACUUAUCCGAAACAUCAGCCUCAGGACACUAGAGAAAUGAGGGGAUCGGAUUCGAGUGGAAAGCCUCUUCAUAUCAGAAUCGACACUGAAGAUAAAGAUAAGAUCUACAUUCAGACGGAUCUUACCACGAGUCUUGAUAGUCGCCAGUCUUGA